Linum trigynum is the source of this 1176-nucleotide messenger RNA. Lineage: Eukaryota; Viridiplantae; Streptophyta; Magnoliopsida; Malpighiales; Linaceae. The record is from the annotation of a GenBank genome assembly.
AUGGCGGCGGAAACAGCUUCCGCCGCCGCCCCCUUGUUGUCUCUGCCGGUGGGCUAUCACUUUAGCCCAAGCGACGAAGAGCUCGUGGAGUAUUACCUGAAGAGGAAAGCUAGAGGAGAGAGUUUCCCGUACAAUGUGAUUCCCGACUGCGAUCUCUACGGCGACAAGGCUCCGUGGGAGAUGUUUCCCCAGGAUGCCGGAACAGGGAGAGAUAGGUUUUUCGUCUUCACCAAGCUGAAGAGGCUGAGUAAGAGAAGGGUUUCGCGGACAGCCUCUAUUGGAGAAUGGCAUGGUAACACUUCUGGUGAAAUUUUUGAUGGGAAGAAGAACAAUGUGAUUGGCACUAGGAGACAGUUCGUUUUCAAGGUGAAGAAAGGGAAACAAGGGAGUGCCUCGGGAGCUCCUGUGGGGCAUUGGAUAAUGCAUGAGUAUUCACUUGCUGGGAUUGAUUCUGAUGUUGUGUUGUGUGAAAUAGAAAAUAAGGAGAAGAAGAGGUUGAGAAGUGAUUAUGAAAGGGUGUUUUGUGAGACUGUAAACAAGGGAAGUAAAAGGCUGAGGAUGGAUGAAGAUGGUGCUUUCUUGACUGCCACGGAUGAUGGUGUAUCGUCAUUGGCAGAUAUGGAGUCCGAGUUAAAUAAAUAUUUGUUCACCGACCCGGAAGAUGCUGCUGUGUCAUCGUCGUCAUCAUUUUUGGAAAUGGUUACAGAGUUGGCUAGUGACUUUCCUUUCUCGUCCGCUGUUGGACACUCUACCGAACAGAUGGCAACAGUGAAUGGUGGAUUGAGUUGUGGAGAUUCUUGUGAUAUUCUUGCUGUAUCAACAAAUUAUGCUGAGGAGGAGACCGUGUCGUCCCUUCAAAGUUCAAUCGACAAUCCCAUGACUUCCUCGUCAUCAUCAUUGAUUCCAGUAGUUUUAGCUUCUGAUUUGGAUCUGUCUCAAGAUGAUUGUUGGGGAGAUGAUGAACUUGGAUUCCUUACACGCUAUGGAGCAUCAGAGUUUACUGAUCUUCCAAUCUUUGACUUGGAUGAUAACUUGUGCAACCAACUUGAUUUUGACACUAGUGCUGGACUUGCCAUGACUGGUUUGUGGAGUCACAUUUGGUGUUUGGUCAUCUUGCUAAUGCAAUUCCUCGAGCCAUGGGCAAGGCAGCCUCGAUUGGUAAAAGCUGAUUGCUAG